Molecule: messenger RNA, 2241 nt
Organism: Peronospora matthiolae
Lineage: Eukaryota; Oomycota; Peronosporomycetes; Peronosporales; Peronosporaceae
Source: the annotation of a GenBank genome assembly
AUGCGGAACUACAAGGGGUUUUACGCUGUGGAUGUCCAUCUCGCGGAUGAUGGAAUCGUCCAAGCAAUCGGCAGUGGGGACAUUGUCAUGUCGAUGAAGACACCCCAAGGGAUGAAGAAAGGUGUGCUCACAAACGUGUGGCACAUCCCAAAGCUAUCCAGAAACCUGUUCUCGGUCGGCCGCUUCACCAAGGAUGUCGGCCCAGUGACGUUCACGAAGGAUGGGUGCUAUGGAGAAUCGAAAGGGACCAAGUGGAAAAUUGGUGCCCGUGAAGGUAAAGGACUGUUCAAGCUGCAAAUGACUCCAGUGGCGCCGGAACAAGCAAAUGCAGCCAAGUCGUCGGGAUGUCAAGGGGGCACCAAGUCGUACCUCUGGCACCUUCGGCUUGGCCACAUAGGUCACGAUGGACUCAAUUGCAUCGUGACGAAGGACAUUGGAAUUGGCAUCGACAUAUCUUCGGUGAAGAAGUGGGACGUGUGUGAAGGUUGUGCUCUGGGAAAACAGACUCGAGUGCGCUUCCAAUCAAACACUACAGCUCGCACCUCCAAACUCCUCGAAGUGAUUCACAGCGACGUAUGCGGACCGAUGUCGAUGGCAACUUUCAGUGGAAAACGGUACUUCGUGACAUUCAUCGAUGACAAGUCAAGAUACUGUGUCGUCUAUCUGCUCAAGAGCAAAUCUGAAGUUGCGGCGAAGUUCAUGGAAUACGCUGCGAUGGCCGAAACGCAAACCGGAAAGCGCGUGAAGUACCUUCAAAGCGACAAUGGGGGUGAAUACAAGUCCGACAAGCUGGCACGAUUCUGCGCGGAACGGGGAAUACAACAAAGGUUCACACCCCCAUAUACUCCUCAGCUAAACGGAGUAGCUGAGAGAAUGAAUCGCACGCUGGUCGAGUGUGCGCGUUGCAUGAUGGAACACGCUGGACUGGGAAAGAGCUACUGGGGUGAAGCAGUGAUGACGGCGAUGUUUCUUCGAAACCGCUGUCCAACACGUGCCAUUCACCAAGACAAGUCUCCAUAUCAAGUGUGGACGAUGAAGAAACCGAUUCUGGCCAACCUUAAAGUGUUUGGAUGCCACGCGUAUGUUCAAGUGCCUCAAGACAAACGCGCAAAGUUCGACUCCAAGUCAUCACUCUGUUGUUUCCUGGGGUACGCCGAACACCAGAAGUCAUAUCGAUUCGAGGAAGUAUCAACAGGAGCGAUCAAGAUCAGUCGCGAUGCCACGUUCAUGGAAGACAAGUUUGAUGAAGGUCCACGCAACUACAACGAUGAUUCAAGUGCGGUUGAGUUCGACAAUCAAGACGACGACGAAGAAAAAGAAGAAGGCAAAACUGACGACGACAUGGACUCGAGCGACGAUGACAACGAAGACACCAGGUCUUCGAAGAGCAACAUCAAGAGACACACGCGCACUCAAUCACUUGAGAAAGCUACCGUCAUUCCAAGUCCCAAGCGAAGAACGUACAGAGGUCCGUCGCUUGAGCAUGUGUCAGCGGCUGCAAUGGAUUUUGAAGCAGCCUACAUCGUUGAUUCAGUGGGGGAAACGCCGACUACAUUCAAGUCGGCGAUGGAAUCAAGCGACUCCGGCAAGUGGAAAGAAGCGUGUGACUCGGAGUUCGACUCGCUUCAGAGAAACGACACGUGGGAAAUCGUGCCUCUUCCGAAAGGUCGCAAGGCCAUCGGGUGCCGAUGGGUUUUUCGUGUAAAGGAGAAUCAAGAUGGCGAAGUUGAACGUUUCAAGGCAAGACUUGUGGCCAAAGGAUUCUCACAGAAAUUCGGAGUUGACUAUGAAGAAACUUUCGCACCGGUGGCCAAGUUCACAUCGAUUCGUGUGGUGCUCAGUAUGGCGGCCAAGUACGGCCUAAUGCUACAUCAGAUGGACGUCAAGACAGCGUUUCUUAACGGCUCCCUCAACGAAGACAUCUACAUGGACCAGCCGGACGGAUACCUGGAUGCAACACAGCCGGACUAUGUGUGCAAGCUAAAGAGAUCACUCUACGGCUUGAAGCAAUCGCCUCGCAUGUGGAACCAAACAAUCGAUGGGUUCAUGAUCAAGAUGGGAUUCAAGAAGUGCGAAUCGGACCACUGCAUCUACAUCAAGCGAGACGACCAAGACAUGAUUCUCGUGGUGCUCUACGUCGAUGAUCUCAUCCUGGCCAGCAGCAACAACGAACUCCUCAAGUCGACCAAGAUGGCGCUGAGCAAACGCUUCGAAAUGACGGAUCUCGGUGAGCUCGAUUAA